AUGGAUUCAAAUAUAGAUCCCAAUAUUGAUCCGUCUAUAGAAUCACAAUCCGGGAUAUUCACAAAGUUUUCAAUCAAUAAUGAUUUCCAUCCUCAAAAUGAUGAUAAUCAACAAGUUCAUGAUGAUUUCAUAAAUCAACAAUAUAUCGAAGAUAACCAUUCAAAUAAUACAAAUUCUGACGCUUCUGCCGCUGCCGCCGCCGCCGCUGCUGCUGCUGCUGCAAACUUGUCAAAUAUCAUAAACUUUAAUCAUUUACAAGGCCAUAAUGAAGGUUCAAAUACUACAUCACCUCCUCCACAUCAUCAUCAGAAUACAACUCCAUCACAUCCGCAAUCUCCAUCGACAUCAUCUCAUAAUCAACAAUCACCAAGUACAAAAAACACACAUCCAAGUAAUUCACAAAAGCAAAUACCGUAUAGAGAGUCUUUAAAUUUUAUACAGGAUACAUUAUCAAAUUUAGAAGAUGAAAAUCGUGAAGAAUUUACAGAAUCAGUAUCAUCAAGUUUGAAACAACCAAAACAAAGAAUUAUUCAUGAUUCAAGCUCACAAGUCAGUAUUGUGGUUGUUAAUCCUGCUUCUAACGAAGGUACUCGUCGUUUAGGUAGACCAAGAAAACAUGUAUCAACACCAACAAAUUCAAAAUCUCCAGAUAUUUCUAUUGCACAAUCAACAAAUUCUUCACAAAAUUUGAACGAAAGUAUAUUAUCAAGAUUUAGAGUUGACUCCAAACCUGUUACAGGUCCUGGUUCAAGAGGUGGUAGGAAAAGAUCAGCUAGAUCUAUUGCAUCAAAACCUGGAAGACAAUUCAAGUUUGAAAAAGGUUCAAAAAAUUUGAAAUUAACCGUUAAUGAUGAUGAUGAUGAAAAUGAAAAUGAUGAAAACUCAAGUGAUAAACCUUCUUUAAAAAAGACAAAACCUUCUUAUCUUCAACCAAAGUCAAAACCUACGGUUAUAUCUCUUGAUAAUAAAGAAGAAACUCAUAAUGGUGAAAAUAAUGAUGAUGAACUAAUAGUAAUAGAUGAAAUCAAAAAAUCUUCAAAUGAAAAACCUAAUGAAUCAGAACCUAAAAUCAUAUUAGAAGAUUAUCAUUCAUUAAAAUCAAAAGGAAGAAGUACAGCAAAAGAUGAUUUUAAUAAAAAUGCAUUUGAUAAAUUAGGUCUUGUACCUCAUUCAAACAAAAACAAGAAAAAGCAAACACCAAUCAAGAAGAGAAAAGAUCCACCAGGUCCUCUUGUUGGUGUAUAUCAUGAUAUUUAUGAUCCUGAAACUAUUUCAUCAACAAUUUCUUCAACUGAUGAAGAUUUAAAUAAGAUAGCUUUAGGAUUUGAAGUUAUACCUGCUCCUUACGCUAAAGAUAUAAUAACAAUUUUAGAAUUUAUCAACAAAUUUCAAUCUGUAUUGGGAGAUUUCAUUGAUAUAGGUCCCCAAAAUAUUGAGGAAGGUUUAGGAUUGCGUCCUUCAACAAAAUAUUCCUUAGAUAAUGUCAAACAAAAAACUGUUGAUCAAUUAUUUGAUGAAACAAAAUCACAUAGAGAUAAUGAACUUCGUUUGGAGCAAUUAUUCAGAAAGCUAGUGAGUCUAACGAUGAACAAAAAGAAUGAAUUAACACCAAGUAAUUAUAAAGCUGCUAUCAAAUUUCUUAGAGUUUCUGCUCAUAAUUGGGGUCUUCCAAAAGAAUGGAGGGAUGAUUCUGAAAUUUUUAAUGCUGAAAAGAUUACAAAAGAAACUGAUACUGAACCUGUUGAUCCUUCAAAUACACAAUUAUUUGAUAAUGUUUUCCGUGAAUUUGGUACAGCUUCACCUUUACCUGAUUUACCAAUUGAUAAUGAUGAUUUACUUGAAGAAGGAUUGAAUGCUUUAAAACCUAAAGAUCGUUUAAUCUUAUUAAGAAGUUUAGUCCAUUGGUGUUUAGCAAAUUCAGAUAUCAUCAAGAAUGAAAUCACUACUAAACUUCAAGCUCAAGAACAAUCAUUGGAGAAAGAAACUUAUUAUGCAUCAAGAUUUGCUAAAGAGGGUAUGAAAUCAUUGGAACAAUCUAUUCAACAUUAUCAAAAACAAGGGCAAAAAUCAACCAAAAAAUCAAAUUUGGUAUCUAAAACUACAACUCCUGAAAAUGAGGAAAACUCAUCAACUACAUCAGAGAUUGAAAAAAGCACGAUUAACUUUGCUGAUCCUUCAUUUCCAUCAUCAAAACAUCCAUUAGCUUUAAGGCUCUUGACAUUCUAUGCUGGUGAUGGUGGGUUAAAUGGUAGAUUUUAUCUGUGUCGUCAAUCAAAUGAACAAACAGGUCCAGUUGGUGGUUAUGAAGAUUUGAAAAACUUACUUGAAGAUGAAAGACCCGUUGAGAAGAUAACAUAUGAUGAGCCACCUACAAGAUUUAAACUUUAUGUUCAAGAUAUUACUACAAUGUUGACUAAUGUUAAUCAUCAAUUAAAUCCAGAAGUUGAACCAAAUACUAAUGAUCCAUUAGACCCAUGGUAUGAAGUUUGUGGUGAUGUUGAAAGCUUAAAGAAGUUCUUAGAUCAUUUAUCAUUGAAAUUAUCUAGGCAGGGAUCUAAACAAUUAAAUAAUCUGUUCAAUUAUUUAAAUUCUUUACUUCCAACUUUAGAAAAAUUUGAUCAAAUUAGUAAAAAUGGGAAAACUAUUUCUAAAAGAACAAGAAGUGGGAAUAAUAAUAAAUCAGUUGAUAUUUUCAAAUUCAAAGAAAGAGGGAAUAACUCAAAUGAUAGUGAUGAUCAAGAAAUGGAAGAUUAUGAAGAGGAUUUUGGUCUUAUAGAAGCCAAUAAUGAUGAUGAAGAUGGUGACUACAUAGAGGAACAUUGA
Hansenula ciferrii is the source of this 2823-nucleotide messenger RNA. RefSeq names its product WHIM1 domain-containing protein. The transcript has a single exon. The record is from RefSeq and is a predicted model, not a curated record. NCBI's taxonomy places the organism in Eukaryota, Fungi, Ascomycota, Saccharomycetes, Phaffomycetales, Wickerhamomycetaceae. Bases 1 to 2823 code for a protein of 940 amino acids.